CUUAAACUAAACUUGUGCUUUCUCCAUUUUAUCUUUGAAGAAAAAGAAGAGAGAUAUGUUUUACCUUAGAUUUCCAUAAAAGUUUUGAAGCUUUCUUGUUCAAAACAAUCCAUGGAAACUGCCUCAGUGCUACUGCACUCAAGAACAAUUCCAUUCAGCUUCAAUUCGAAAGGCAACCGAAUGGUUUCUGGCAGGCAUUUCAACAAACAUUGUCAAAGCAAUGGUUUUUUUUCUCACCAGAGCCUCAAACCCAUCCAAAACCCUUCAAGUUUCAAUCUUGCAUCAUACCCAUCACCAUCACCACUUCGGAAAACAAGAACCCAUUUUUUGGUUCCUCUCAGAUGCACAUUUUCCAACACCACUAGCUCAGAUUCUCAAAACCCUUUGUUAAAACCCUUCAGAAACCUCUCCUUUGAUUCUCUCAAAACAAGUCUUUCUCAGUUGACCCCUAUAAAGAUUAUCAAAUGGGCUGGUAUAGUUUCCAUAGCAAUUGCAGCUACUAAAUGGACUGUGAAUUUGGUCUUCAACCCUUUCUUUUGGAUGUAUUUUAGCUGGAGUUGGGUUUUCUGGCCAUGGUUUGUAGCUGUGGCCCUUGCUUUUUAUGGUUUAUAUUGUUUUCGAAAGCAUUCAAUUGGCGAAGCAAGCAUUAUAGAGCAACUCGCUAUUGUUACUUCAGUGUUCACUUGGCUAACUCUAGUACCCCCUGCAUGUUUCAAUGGCUAUCUCGAAGGUUGGCCCUUUGUCUUCUUCUUUGUAUACCAUUAUUUCUUUUUCUUCAAUGUUAGUGUAAGAAAAAGAUUGUAUGGAGAUUAUUAUGCUCGUCCACAUGAUCCUAAGUGGGAUGUGAACCCGCCCAAAUGGUAUCGCCUUGUGUUCUGUGUUGGAGUCAUGGUUGGGCACUGGCUUGCUGCAUUUGAAGGGCCAGAACUGCAUCGAAUUCCAGGUGGUUGGAGCAAUGUUGUAGUUUGGAUAUUGGUUGUGGCAACUUUAUUGAUGCAAUAUAAUUCAACAUUGUAUCUUGCAAAGUAUUCAGAGAAGGUAGUGGUACCAACUGCUGUCGUUCAAUUUGGGCCAUACAGAUGGGUUCGGCAUCCAAUAUAUGCAUCUACAAUGCUUUUGUUCGCAACUUAUUGUGUUGCACUUAGAGCACCUCUGAGCUCACUAUUUGUUGUAGCAGUUUGUUUAAUGUAUUAUGAGAAGAAAGCAAAAUUGGAGGAGGUUUUAAUGGUUGAGACUUUUGGAGAGAGUUAUUCUGAGUAUGCCAGUAAAGUUAGGUACAAGUUCAUACCAUUUGUGUUCUAGCCACAAACAGAGUAAGAUGUGGUUGCCUUUUGUCAAACAGAAUCUACUAAAGGCACAGCAUUGCAGUGUGAACCAACUUCGUUAGAUCCCCCUCUAUGUUAGUGACUGGUGACCAACCUUCCAAUGAUUGGUGAGGUCUACAGACUGACACGGUGGGACUGAAUUUCCAGACAGAGAUAAAGCUCAGGGCAUGUGGAAGCCACCUAAUACGAGCAUGCUGGCCAACACAUCAAGAUGCAGAACACAUCAGCUUAUCCCUGUUUUGCACCACAUAUUUGCAAAGAUACAUUGGCAAAAACAAGCUCGGUUGCAAUAAUUUCUACUUUAAAGAUAUUCAGAGGUUCUUUCUUCUGCAAACAAUCAAGCCAACUCACUUUCUUUUGUGUCCUUUCAUGUUUUUUGCAUUUCAUCCACUUGAAGACAGCGGUAAUUGGUCUUCUUUUGGCUUCUUAUCUCUGUCAAAUUUUCUAGGUAGGGAUUCCCAGGUUCUCCUUCUUCUUGCUUGUUUUGUCUUUAAUAUCUUUUGAGAGUUCCUAAACAGCAGGCUGGCAUGACUGAUUCUUCCCAUAUUUUACAUGUGAUGCUUAAAAGUUAAUUUUUUUGUUAUCUGUAACAUCUUUGUAACUAAAGUAAUAUGUCACCAUGCAUUACCCAUUUUUUGAAAUCGAGAGGGGCUUCCUGGAUGUCAUCAAGAUUGUACUUGUCAUUUUAUGUUGUCAAUUUCAAAAUCUUAAAUACAUGCUUUAAAUACAUCCUUAGAGUGUACAGUUUGAUUUCUUCUUGCUUUUUCUGUUGUAGCAUCUUGUAAAAUGUUUUUGUUGCAGUUCGCUUUCAUUUGGAUCUUAAAAUUCAUUCUCAUGCAUUUUCCACAUUCUGAUUUAAGUGUAAGAGCAAAUUCUAUGGGGAUUGAGAUAUUGAUGUGAUUUUUAAACGUUCCUAUAUAUAGAUGUCAUUUUAGGAUACACAGGUUGACCACCAUUCCAGUUAUUGUAGGAAGAAGGGUUUGUUCCAUAUUCCUAGCCAUAUGCAUAUGCGAAGUUCCACAUGAUGAGUAACAUUUGCCAAAAGUAGGGAAGGGCUCGAAUGAUGAACAUUUUCGAGGGCACCCCUUUGCAUUUGUCUUUUAUUUCAAAGCUUUUAGAGGUAGUUCAAAUUUCAAAAUGUUGUUUGAGCCGAAUACUCUGCUUAUAUAGUAGCCAAAUCCACAGAUGGAUUAGUGUCAGUUCCAUGUGUGGGGCUUGAAAUGUGUUCCAAUCUGCAAUUGUUGCUUUAUGUGAAUUUCCGUUGUUUGAAGGACCUGUCCUCCAGUUGGGCUCAGCUAGUGAGCUGUCAGAUCAGCUCAUAUCUGUUGCAAUUGGCCUGAUGGUGAUGGACACCAAUCCUGGUCCUCUUAAGUACUUUAAGAAUCCUAACCUAGGUGGGGACCAGCUACAAAUACUUUUUCAU
Molecule: messenger RNA, 2748 nt
Organism: Theobroma umbraticum
Lineage: Eukaryota; Viridiplantae; Streptophyta; Magnoliopsida; Malvales; Malvaceae
Product: protein C-terminal S-isoprenylcysteine carboxyl O-methyltransferase
Source: RefSeq, a predicted model, not a curated record